GGAUACCGGAAGUAAGUGCUGUAAAGGGAGAAGCUAAAGUGGUUCUGACCAGCGGAAUAAACCGGUAUUGUGACUCAUUUAGAUUGUACUAAUUAUCUAGAGUGGYGACAGGAGCGGCCCAAUUCAUACUUAUAUCUGUCGUGUCUUGUUGGAAACUCUCGGAGCUUUUAUUUUUAAAUUUAUUUCUUUUGUUUUGGUCAGUCUGUUCGAGCUUACGCCGGGGCUAACGCUAAAGCUAGCUUGAACAGAAAGCUGGUUUUUAGUCAACAAGCGUGAGUAAAUUACCGAAAAUGAGUGGCUGUGGGACAAGAUACCGACCUUCUUAGUCCUUCUGAAACAACAGGUCUGUGUUGCGAUGAGGAGCACCAGAGUCCACCUCUGAGGGCUCAGGGGCAUGAACUCUGUUUCCCCCAGUGCCGUUCAGUACGUGGGAAUUGUGAUGCAGGAGGAACAGGUGGAGAGCCGGAGGCAGCCGCCGCUGCUGGAACGACAGAGCAGCUUUGGACUCAGAGCGUCUCAGAUUCCGGAUGCCAGCAGAGAAGCAGCCGACGAACCRGAUGAGAUCGACAAACUUAAAGCUAAACUGAUGUCGGCGUGGAACAGUGUCAAAUAUGGGUGGACUGUUAAAUCUAAAACGUCUUUCAACAAAAUAUCUCCAGUCACUGUCCUUGGACACACUUAUCUGCUUAACAGUGAAGAUGAGGUGGAUCGAUUCCGUCAAGCUUUUGUAUCCAGGGUCUGGCUGACCUACCGGAGGGAGUUUCCUCAGCUGGAAGGCUCCACAUUUACCACGGACUGUGGUUGGGGCUGCAUGCUGCGCAGCGGUCAGAUGCUGCUGGCACAGGGGCUUGUUGUUCAUCUGAUGCCCAGAGACUGGACUUGGCCAGAUGCUCAGCAGCUAACCGACGUGGACUUUGAGGUUUUCCGACCACGCUCCCCAGUACGAGCUGGAGGUGUUCCCAUCCCGUCCUUUGGCUCACCGCGUGGAUCCAGCACCCCGGAAAAAUCUCAGACAAGCACUCCGGCACCAAGAUGCAGCCUGAAGAAGAGGCCGGAGUCUGCGAGGGACCGACAAGCAGACCCCAUUCACCACAAGCUCAUCGCCUGGUUUGGAGAUCAACCUCCGACACCUUUUGGUGUUCACCAGCUGGUGGAUAUUGGCAAAGGGUCAGGGAAGAAGGCUGGUGACUGGUACGGCCCCUCGGUAGUGGCACACAUACUUCAGAAAGCAGUGGAUAAAUCAUCUGUGGUGCAAAAUCUGGUCGUAUAUGUGGCUCAGGAUUGCACAGUGUACAAAGAAGACGUGGUUCAUCUCUGUGAUCUGUCACUAAGUCAGAGUCCACGUGAUCCUUGCAACCAGGCCUGGAAGUCUGUCAUCAUUCUGGUACCGGUUCGGCUCGGAGGAGAGAGCCUCAACCCUUCCUACAUAGAAUGUGUCAAGAACAUCCUAAAGCUGGAUUGUUGCAUCGGAAUAAUUGGUGGAAAACCCAAGCACUCGCUCUACUUCAUUGGCUUCCAGGAUGAACAGCUGCUCUAUCUGGACCCUCACCUCUGCCAGCCGGUCACUGAUUUCUCUCAGCCCAACUUCUCACUGGAGUCGUUCCACUGUAGCGCUCCUAAAAAGAUGCCCUUCAGCCGUAUGGAUCCCAGCUGCACCAUCGGCUUUUACGCCAAGAAUAAGAAGGACUUUGAAUCUCUUUGUUCUGCAGUCAGCAUGGCUCUGUCAUCAUCCAAAGAGAAGUACCCCAUCUUUACCUUCGUUGAGGGGCGGAGUCAGGACUAUGGACUUGAGGGUCACUGCAGCAACCACAGUGGCCCCGCAACCCACAUCCUGCCUCCAGGCAAACUGAGCAGGAGCAACAACAGAAGAAACAGUGACGAUUUUGUUUUCCUGUGAGCCAAAGAGGAAGAUGUUCUCUCUCCUGCUACCUGUAGAUGGCACUCUUGGACUUGUUCUAUCUUCUAUUUUUUCCCUCAAAACGGAAAAAAACUGGAUGGUGCAGCUACCCACUGGACACAGCUCUUGGUCUGCCUUGCUUCACAAACUUUACCUCUACAUUGAAGACUUUUGAGAUGAGUCAGUUCUGACUGCUUUGCUGAAAUAAGUUGACUGUCAGAGUUGAUCGUGGUGGGAAACCUUUGAAGCACUUAGUGUUCACUCGAUAACAUAAAAAGCCUCACAGUCGAGACCGCUGCUUCCCAAAAUGUUGCUGUACAAUAUUCCACCUGCUGUUUCAGGUUGUAAUUUUUGUCCUUUUUGUCAGGUUUAUUUAUGAGUUUUAUGAAUGUAUGUUUGCGAGUGAGUGUUGGGUUAGUGUAAUUUAUAAUUUUGUCUUUUAAUUGUACAUAUAAAUUUAGAAGUCAGAGGUAUUUUUCUCUGGUUCUUCCAAAUGUCCAGAGUUGAAACUUGAACUAAACUUCAAACCACAAAUGCUGUCAGCAUCUCAUUAUUUAAAUAACGGGAACAUGAAACACAAAGGAAUCUGCUGUUACAUUGUUGUUGUUUUUAUCUGUUAAAUGUGUCUCAUAAAACAUGGUUAUCGUGUCUUUUUGGGUUUGUCUUCAAAGUAAAACCCAAAGUAGCUCUUCAGAUUUAUUUGUUCAGAUGUGUAAAGAUACAGAAAAUAAAAUGUGACCAACCUAGACCUGGGUCAGCUGGUAAACACAUCACAUCAACACCAGGUGACGCGACGGAGAAAGACUGCGGUCGAAACACUGCAAGGUAAAAAGGAUAUUUUUACAUGUUUGAACAAAAUAAUCUAAAGAUAUUUGAAAAGAUUUACUGAUUUAAACUCAAGCGUUUCUGUUUUAUGUCUGAGUUUUAUCUUAUUCUACAUAAAGAAGAGAUUUUGAGCAGUUUUUCUUAAAAUGACAKUUUGUUCUAUGUGAAAACUACUACUGCAACUGGUUUGUUAUCCUGAUUAAAUUCAAACACUGAAGUUACAUCUUA
This is a messenger RNA of Austrofundulus limnaeus, 2950 nucleotides long. It is a transcript of the gene atg4da, whose product is annotated as autophagy related 4D, cysteine peptidase a. The record is from RefSeq and is a predicted model, not a curated record. The transcript has 11 exons. Gene Ontology annotation, cellular component: cytoplasm. Gene Ontology annotation, biological process: protein processing; C-terminal protein lipidation; protein delipidation. Lineage: Eukaryota; Metazoa; Chordata; Actinopteri; Cyprinodontiformes; Rivulidae. The coding region runs from base 395 to 1897 and encodes 500 amino acids. Gene Ontology annotation, molecular function: protein-phosphatidylethanolamide deconjugating activity; cysteine-type endopeptidase activity.